GGACCGGAAGUGCUGAGUUUCGUAUGGCUACCUUGACACUGUUUUGGUACAGAGGUGCAGCUGCGGUAGUUGAGGAGUGGUAGACGUCAAGAAGAGCCAGAGGACAGGAGAGCAGACUGGGCCGAACAGAAGACAGAGGACAGCAUAAAUGGCCUUGGUGCCUAAGGAGUGAAGAAUGGGCUCCACGCUAUCGCAGCCAUGGCCAGAUCCACCAACAGAAGCGCCGAGGACGGGGACUCACGGGUAACCGCCCCCACGGAACGCGGAGAGGCGCGGGACCUGGCCGAGCCCCGGGAACUGUCUUUGGAGGAGGUGCUGAAGUCCUACGAGCAGCCCAUCAACGAGGAGCAGGCAUGGGCGGUGUGCUACCAGUGCUGCAGCGGAUUGAGGGUGCCCCGCCCGCCGGCCGGGAGAUUUAGUGGGGUGAAGGACACGUCCUCCAUCCUCCUGCACAGGGACGGAACCUUAUCAUUGCAGCAGGAACCCCGACAAAACGAUGACACUGAUGGACCUCCUCCUCCACCUGCUGCAGAGCGUCAGCUGGUCCAGUCGCUGGGUGUGGCCAUCUACCAGGCUCUGGACUGGGGGCUGGAUGAAAGUGAGGAGCGGGAGCUCAGCCCGCAGCUGGAGCAUCUCAUUGAACGCAUGGCGGGGGAUGACCAGGGUGAAGAGGGCGUCAGCACCGCUGGGAAUGGUACCACAGAUGAGGGCUACAGUGGCCAGGAAGAGGAGGAGGAGGAGGAAGAAGAGCAGGAGGGAGUCAUGAGGCCGGUGUGUACGUUCCGCCAGGUGAUCACGCUGUGUGCGUCUCGGCUAGCUAACCCAAGCUUGGCACCAGAGCACUACCUGGCUGUCUGCAGGGCUCUGUUUGUAGAGACUCUGGAGCUGCAGACCUUCCUCAUCAAGAUCAGAGAUGCUAAGCAGAUGCUAAAGAAGAUCACAACAGAGGAAGCUCUGGAGGAUAAGUCUACAGCUGAGCUGGACACACUGAAACACAAGGACUGGGGACGUCUGUGGGUGCAGCUGAUGAAGGAUCUCAGGCAGGGAGUGAAGCUGAAGAAGGUUCAGGAGCAGCCGUUCAACCUGCUGCCCACUGAGUUCAGCCUCACACCCUUUGAGAUGCUGAUGCAGGACAUACGAACUCGCAAGUUCCAGCUACGCAAAGUCAUGGCGGAUGGUGACAUUCCCACGAUAGUGAAGAGAAAUGCCCAUGAAUUAAUACUGGAUUUCAUCAGAUCAAGGCCUCCACUUAAACCAGUUUCAGAGCGCAGCCUCCCCCCUCCUCCAGCGCAGCAGCAGUCCCUCCAUGACCAGGUCCUGGCUGGGAUCAAGCAGGAGAGAAAGCUCAGGCCUGUGAUUCUGCCCAGCUCCAGACCAUUUGGCUCUCUGCCCUGCCUGGCUCAGACUUGUCCUUGUAACGUGAAAUCUACUUCAUGCAUCGACCUGUCCUUGUCAGAGCCCGGGCCCCGGUCUCGCCCUCGCGUCCUGCUAAAGGCUCCGACUCUGGCUGAGAUGGAGGAGAUGAACAUAUCUGAGGAGGAGGAGUCCCCAGACAACAGUGAGAUGCGGAGGGCAGAGAGCUCCCCCACACCUCUGAAAAGAGAUCGCUCCUUCUCAGAGCAUGACCUGGCCUUGCUCCGCGCCGAGAUGUCGGCCGAGCUGGGCGGGCCGGUCAGGCUGAGGAGUGAGAGGCCUCGGUCCAGGACGCUGACUAGUGCUGGGCCGCCUCCUAAUCACAGAGCAUCCUUCCCAGUUCACGGCUGGGUGCCGCCCUCUCCGGCUCGCCUAUCUUUGAGUUCAGUUGACGAGACCACUGAGGGAUCAGAGACGACGUCUGGCUCCAGAGCUGGAGACGAACACCAGUUGAUGGAGGAGUUUAGCCACCCUGUGGGGAGUCUCGCCUUAACAGUGGAUGAGGUCAUCAACGUGCGCAGAGUGCUGGUCAAAGCAGAGAUGGAGAAGUUUCUUCAGAGCAAAGAGCUCUACAAUAACCUGAAGAGAGGCAGGGUUUGCUGCUGCUGCAGAGUGAAGUUCCCUCUCUUCUCAUGGCCGUCUACCUGCUUACUGUGUAAAAGAUCUGUCUGCGGUUCCUGCAGUGCAAAGAUGAAGAUUCCCUCGAAGAAGAUGGCCCAUAUUCCUGUGUAUACCGUGGGCUUCCACAGCACUCCAAAAAGCCAUGGACAAAAAAGCCAGGUCUAUAAGUCUCUACGCAGCUUAUCCCGCCGCUCAGUGGAGGAGGAGUUCCCCCACCUGUAUGCUCAGGGCUGCACGCUGCGUGACAUCUGCGCUGAAUGCACUAAAUUUGUCGCCGAUGUCAUUUCCUCCAGCCGCCGGAGUCUGGACAUACUCAACAACACUCCCAAGAGGGAGGCCAGAGCUGCUGCUGCUCCUCAAAGACCACAGCUGCAGCGUCAAUCACACCUCGAGACUUGCCCUCAACUUCACACUCAGUGUCACCCUCCUCCUCACCCACAGUCACAGUGUCACCCCAAGCUCCCUCCCCAGCCCCUUCUUCAUGCGUCAUCACCGUCUACUUCGCCACAGUUUCACACCAAGACCAUCAACAAUGUGAACCAAUGAGUAGAUUAGCUGACUUUUCUCCCCCACACACACACAUACACAUACAGUACCCGUCAAAAGUUUGGCCACACCUUCUCAUUCUCAAACUUUUGACUGGUACUGUAUGUACAAAAAAAUAGUAGGUUUCUAUAAGGGUUCUAGUGGUUAUAUGCACAUCCGUAAUCCAUUGAAUUGGUUUAAAUAAAUAUGAAUACAUAUUCCAGUGAGGGUCCUUCACAGUUCUUUAAACAGUGCUGCGUUGGAGCAUUAAUGCAUUAUUUAAUGGCUAUGCUAUGAUAUAUAAACCUAGAAAAAGGAGCAUACAAGUUGGAGUAUGUUGCUGUACAGAACCUUUUUAGUAAGAAUCUAGUGACCCUAAACCACCACCACCUCACCCAUCAUCCAGGUCCCAAAGCCAUUAUCUUCCAUGUCUCACCAUCUCACCCAGCAGAUGUGCUCUCUCUCACACACACACACACACACACACACACACACACACACACACAUACACACACACACACACACACACACACACACACACACACACACACACACGAUGAGGAAGGUACAGUACUGGUGGUUGUUGGAGUAUACACUGUGAUGGUGAAGGUGGGGUUGGGUGGUGGCAGUUUGAGGACAAAAGCUGCGCAACAUAGAGUCAACAUGUAACCCUCUAGCAUUUUAGCUCUCUGUGGUUGCCUUGUUUUUGUCAUGAAUGUAACUUAGGACACAAAAACAGAAUUGUAAAAUGAUAAGCUUGUACACAGCAUAAUAAGAUUUAUUUUUAAUCAUACGAAAAAGGAUUUGUAUCGAGUGGCUGCUGCAUAACCAGGCCUCUUUUGCAUUUUAGACGUGCUUGUAAAGGUAUAGUUGGAGGAGGUAUGAUAGCAGCGACACUGUGAAUGUAUCAGGGUGAAGCUGCAGACUGCACCUUUAACUGACGCAGCAUGAUUAUGCAGAUGUGAAGCUAGCAGAUGAAACUCCCGCCUCUCUCACUACCUAUUGACGCUUGCAAUCUGCUCUGGUUUUGUAAACACUAAGUAAACCUCAACUGCAAUAAAAUUUAAUGACAAA
This is a messenger RNA of Cottoperca gobio, 3633 nucleotides long. RefSeq names its product spire-type actin nucleation factor 2 (gene spire2). Lineage: Eukaryota; Metazoa; Chordata; Actinopteri; Perciformes; Bovichtidae. Gene Ontology annotation, cellular component: cytoplasmic vesicle membrane; cell cortex. Bases 199 to 2580 code for a protein of 793 amino acids. Gene Ontology annotation, molecular function: actin binding; microtubule binding. The transcript has 15 exons. Gene Ontology annotation, biological process: intracellular transport; cleavage furrow formation; actin filament network formation. The record is from RefSeq and is a predicted model, not a curated record.